Molecule: messenger RNA, 1241 nt
Organism: Aspergillus saccharolyticus JOP 1030-1
Lineage: Eukaryota; Fungi; Ascomycota; Eurotiomycetes; Eurotiales; Aspergillaceae
Product: phosphoglycerate mutase family protein
Exons: 4
Coding region: 36-1241 (401 amino acids)
Source: RefSeq, a predicted model, not a curated record
CUGCAAUCAAGUUUAAGGCCAUUGCACAUGCCACAAUGCCUCUCGACACAAUCUACCUGACCCGUCAUGGCCAUCGCCUGAACUGGACAAUCGACUACAGAACCGGCACCUACCAUGCUCAAUUCCCAACACCAACCGGCAACCCCGCGGAUCCCACCCUCACCUCCCACGGUGUGCGCCAAUCGCACGAGCUCGCUGCGCAUCUUGCUAGCGACAGCUUCCGCCCGAAGCCCUUUCGCAUCUACUGCAGCCCGUUUUACCGAUGUCUCCAGACCAUCCAGCCCUCCGUGGAGGCGCUGAAGGAGCUCCAACAGAGGACAUACCCGGAGGAUCGUAGCUCUGCGACAACAGCGACAGCAGCAGCAGCUAGCGAAAGCGACAUCGAACCCCUCGCCGACUUGGACGUGCGCAUUGAGAACGGAUUGGGAGAAUGGUUCGGCCACACCACCUUCUUCGAACACCCCCAACCCGCCCCCCGAACCAUCCUAUCCACCCACUUCCCAACCCUUCUCCCUCUCCCCAGCCCAGUGGACAUCCCCUCUCCCUCUCCCUCCUCCUCCUCCUCCACCACCACCACCAACACCACCGUAAACCCCCCCGCAACAACCACCCAAACGGCAACGAGAACAACAACUACUACUACUACCACCCCGCACCUCCUCCCCUCCCCCACCGGCGAAACCAUCUCCCACCUCCACAACCGCGUCGCCACCACCCUCGCCGCCAUCAUCCGCGACGUCGACGCCGAGAUCGCCGCCCUGGAGGCCGCGCAACCGCCCCACGAGCCUCGCACCCGCAAAGCGCUCCUCAUCUGCUCGCACGCCGCGCCCCUGAUCGCCAUGGGCCGCGCGCUCACCGGCCAUAUGCCGGCGGAUCCCAAUACGGAGGACUUUUUGGUAUUCACGGCGGGGUUGAGUACUUUUCGUCGUCGAGCUGCUGCUGCUGCUGCUACCUCCAAUGAGGAAUCGGAGGAAUCACUGGCAUUAGCACCAGGGACAAAGGUCCUGCGUCCGGGCACGGAGGUCCCGAAUUGGCGCGGCGGGAAAGGUGUGGCUGGGGGCUGGGAUUGUGUGCGGAAUGGGGACUGUGGGUUCUUGAGUCAGGGGGCUGAGAGAGGCUGGCAUUUCAAUGGCGAGGAAGGUUUUGAUACUGGGCCGAUGGCGGCGGAGGAGGCGAGGCCGACGUCGAGUUUGGAUACGACGGUUGCGGACGGGGGAAUUGGGCGGGGGAUGAAGUUAUGA